Aspergillus wentii DTO 134E9 is the source of this 636-nucleotide messenger RNA. Its product is annotated as GFA family protein. The record is from RefSeq and is a predicted model, not a curated record. Bases 1 to 636 code for a protein of 211 amino acids. Gene Ontology annotation, molecular function: carbon-sulfur lyase activity. Lineage: Eukaryota; Fungi; Ascomycota; Eurotiomycetes; Eurotiales; Aspergillaceae. The transcript has 3 exons.
AUGGACAAAACCGAACCUGGAAAGAAAGGGCACUUCCCUACUAAGCCGGCCGUCACCGACAUCGCUCCCGAACAAGCCAUUGACUUUGAACAGUGGAAGCAUCGCCCGCCGUAUCAGAUACAAAGCCCUGAUGAAUUUGGAGAAGCCAAAUGGAGUGGAAGCUGUCAAUGUGGUCAGGUCACGUACAAGAUAAGGCAGGAGAAGCCGUUGAUUGCCAAAUACUGUCAUUGCCAUGGGUGUCAGGUUAUGCAUGGUGCGCCGUUUCAAUGGUCUGCGGUCUUCUGCAAGCCCGACAUAUGUUUUGUCAAGGGUGCUGAGGGCCUUACGUUCUAUUCCUCCUCUCACCGGACGAAAGAGUAUGAAGCUCCCACCAAGGUAUCUUGUUCUUUUUGCAAAAGCCCCAUCAUGGACGAAGGACGCAAUAUGUGCUUGGUAUUUCCAGAGUUGAUUACAAUCGGGGAUUCGGACGAGGAGCAUUCAGCAUGGCGGAGGGCGUUUGAACCAAUUUGUCAUAUCUACUACUGUCGACGAGUAAUGGAAGUACUAGAUGGAAAGCCCAAAUGGGCCGGCAUGGACGACGACAGUGAAUUGAUGGAUGAUAACGGGAACAUUUUGAAAUCCGAAGAUGAAGAUUGA